AUACGUGUUAACAUUAGCAACUUACAAUACGUAUGACAAUCAGUGUCGUCAGAGCAAAUAGGGCAUAUCCUGAACCAAUUGAGUUGGUUCAAGCUGGUCGCAAUUCAUACGCCUGCUAUCCGCCACUACGACCUGACUUGUUUACACAAUCAUGAAGACGAUAGUGUGCGUGCUGGCAUGCAUGUGUGUGUCAUCUUAUUCCCUGCCACCGGAUAAGAUACAUGCUUUUCACAUCAUCAAAACACGUAGCAUAGAUUUGAACAAUGCUUACGGCUUAGCGAUGGAAACUAGACUAGAGAAAUCAGUUGAACCAACAGGCUACCGCUUAGAACUUGAACCGUAUCUAGAAGAUGCUAUAUUUGAAGGGCACGUGAGCAUCAACGUGACGUGGUUGGAAGAUGCGGACACAAUAAGCGUACAUUGCGCUCAUGAAAUUGAAAUCACUGAAUCGGAAGUCAAGGCGUACAUACCGAGUAAUUCGAAAGAAUUGCAGAAGAUUCCAAUCAAGAGAAUGAAUACUGAUCCAAAGAAGCCGAUUGUAACACUUCGUCUGGAGAAGGUGGUCCCGAAAUCGUCAAUUGGGUUCAUUAAUUUCAGUUUCAAAGGGAACAUGGAAACGUCGUCGACGGAAGCCUUCUUCAAAACAAUCUACGUCACUGACCAGGAGGUCGAGAGGAUGGUAGCAGGUACCCAAUUGCGUCCCAACAAUGCAAGGCGAAUGUUCCCAUGUUUCGACGAGCCCGGAUAUAAGACGCCUUUCGAGCUCAGUGUGGUGCGGCCUCGGGGUAUGGUAGCUCUUAGUAAUACGCCUGUAGCGAGAUCUGAAGAUAUAAAUGGAGAGCCAAAUGCGGUUUGGGAUCAUUUCGAGAGGACUCCGCCAAUGUCGACUUUCACAUUAGGCCUCAUAAUAGCUGAAUUGAAACAACUCGGUGAAUCCACUCGUUACAAAGACGAAAAUGGAAAUGAUAUCGAACUACGUGUGUGGGGUCGUCCCGAAUAUUUGCAAGCGCUGGAAGGUGUUAACGAGAAAGUAGCCCAAGUGUUUGGCGAAGUGGCCAACUUUUGGCAAGUGCCUCUUCCUUUACACAGACUUGACAUCGUCGCUUUGCCGAGCUAUUUUGGAAUCAGACCCGCUGAUAAUUGGGGACUGAUUGUUUUUAGAGAGAGUGACCUCAGUAGUCGGGGCUACCUGCAGUUGGCGCAAGAGAUCUCGUAUCAAUGGCUCGGCGCGCUCGCUACGCCCGCGUGGUGGAGCGAUGCGCACCUCAACAAAGCGCUCGUGGGCUACCUCGCUGCGGAGAUCGCAUUCAAGAUAAAUAACGGUUCAGAGAUGGAGGAGAGGUGGCCGAUGACGGUGCUGUAUUCCUUGUAUUAUGAGUUCAGCAAGCGUUACCCACACUCUCGCAUCACGGGCAUGAAGCAAGAAACCGCUUGUACCAAAAUAGAACUGCUCUUUCGCAUGUUUAACUAUACAAUCGGUGGAGACACGUUCAAGAAAGGAAUGAAGAUGUUCAUUGAAUCCAAAAAAUUCAAAACUUUUACCGGUGACGAUAUUUGGAAUGCUCUCAAUGCAGCUGCUAUUAGUGAUGGCAAGAUACCUAAAGAUGUAGAUGUUAAAACUGUAGCCAGUAGUUGGAUUGAGAAGGAUAGAUUACCACUUAUAACUGUUAAGAGGAAUUAUGAUACAAACUCGGCUAUGGUGACGCAGAAAGUCUAUCUUCGUGAGCGGCCCCAUGACGUGCCAGACGCAGCCAAGAUGCUUUGGUGGGCACCGUUGGUAAUGGCUCGCGGUGACAAUCUCGACUUUACAAACACAACACCAGUCGCAUGGAUGCGUAAUCACAAGGAUCUAAAUCUCGUUAAUUUGCCUGAUAAAAAUCAUUUCAUUAUCGUCAAUCCUGAGGAAAUCGCACCCUUUCCCGUUAACUACGAGAAAGAUAACUGGAACCUAUUGUCUGCAUACCUCCAAAGUGAACAGAGGACUAAAAUACCAGAACUGACAAGAGCCAAACUUUUACACGAUGCAUGGAACUUAGCAUAUGCUGGCGAACUAUCUUUUGCUACAGCAUUCAAUAUGACAUUGUUUAUGAGACAUGAGAGACAUCACCUGGUAUGGGAUCCAGUUUUUACAAUGAUCGACCAUAUUGGAAGGCAUAUAUGCUCCAGUAUCCAUGAUAAGUUCCGGGCUUAUGUGCGCAUAUUAUUGACUCCACUGUAUACUGAGCUGACAAAAGAAGUGAGGGACGAUGAGGAAAAUUGGAAAAAGAACCUUCGUAGUUUGACUAAGACUUUCCUCUGCCGAGCUGGUUACAAGCCUUGUGUGAUGGAAUCCCAGGAGCAGUACGCCAAAUGGAUCCAAGCUCCUAACCCCGAUGAAGGGAACCCAACAUCCAACCAAUACAUCUGCCCAGUAUUUAAAUGGGGCACACAAAAAGAGUGGAACUUCGGACUCCAGAGGGUGAUAAACUUCCCUCCAUCAAGGAAACAGAGUGAAAGGACAUACCUUCUAAAGACCCUCGCUGGUUGUCCAGUGGAUGAAUAUAAAGUUCACAAAUUGUUGAACAUAACUGUUCUGGAGGGCAAUGGAAACUUCACAGAAACUGACCUGUUCCUUAUAUUCAGCAUGUUGACUGGUAACUCUCAAGGUUACACGGCUCUAUUUCAUUUCCUUAAUGAUAACUGGGAUGUUCUUAAGGAGAAAUUCUCCAGCAAAACUAACAUCUGGGAUAACUUGAUCACUUCGGCGACGUCACAGUUCACGACCCAAGCUGGAUUGGAGCUGGUUUCUAACCUGUAUGUGGCUCACCAAGGGGAAUUCGGUUCAGCGGAACAUAUAAUAGAGAAAUCGAUGAGGAACAUCAGGGAAGAAGCUAAAUGGUCGGCAGAAAAUUUACCAGUUAUCGAGAAAUGGUUAGACGAUUAUCUCAGUAAAGCUGACGUUAAAGAUGACCAAUUUGUUAGAAACUAAAUGUAUAUUUAAGAAAAAAUAGAAGAUAAUUUAUAGUUUGUAUAAAUAUUUUUAUAUGAUGAAUGUUAUUACUAUAUACAAAUUGUAAAUGACAGUUUGAGAAAAUAAAUUAAAUGAGGAAAAUGUA
Messenger RNA from Vanessa tameamea, 3095 nucleotides. RefSeq lists its product as uncharacterized. Lineage: Eukaryota; Metazoa; Arthropoda; Insecta; Lepidoptera; Nymphalidae. Gene Ontology annotation, cellular component: cytoplasm. Gene Ontology annotation, biological process: proteolysis. The transcript is spliced from 15 exons. Bases 152 to 2968 code for a protein of 938 amino acids. The record is from RefSeq and is a predicted model, not a curated record. Gene Ontology annotation, molecular function: metallopeptidase activity; zinc ion binding.